Corylus avellana is the source of this 1041-nucleotide messenger RNA. Lineage: Eukaryota; Viridiplantae; Streptophyta; Magnoliopsida; Fagales; Betulaceae. The record is from RefSeq and is a predicted model, not a curated record.
AUGCACGGGCAUGAACAUGUGCAAGCUAUUGUCACACUUAGGUCAAGAAGACAAGUGGACAAUCAAGUGGUUCUGCCAGAAGAGAACCCUGCUAUGCCGCAAGGGCCAGAAAGUCAUAACAAUGAGGCGAGAGAUGCUGAGUCUUCUAGAGUCAUACCCAUUGUCAAGGAUCUCCCAAGGACAUUUUUUCCUAAAGCUCCUUACCCAGAAAGAUUGCAAGCUCCCAAGAAAGGAGAGAAAUUUGAGGACAUUUUGGAGCUGUUCAAGCAAGUCCAGAUUAACAUCCCGUUUUUGGAUUCCAUCCAGCAAGUGUCAUCAUAUGCCAAGUUUUUGAAUAACUUGAUCACUCUUAAGAGAAGGACAAAUGUCCCGAAGAAGGCGUUUCUGACCAAGCAAGUCAACUAUAUCCUUAAAUACAAGCUACCCAUUAAGUACAAGGACCCUUGGUGUCUUACAAUUUAUUGCAUGAUCGGAGUUGGCAGGAUUGAAAGGGCUCUAUUGGAUCUUGGAGCGAGUGUGAAUCUCCUACCUUAUUCAGUCUACCGACAAUUGGUAUUAGGAGAAUUGAAGCCCACAUCUAUGACACUCCAGUUGGCUGAUAGGUUUGUGAAGAUCCCAAGGGGAAUUAUUGAGGAUGUGCUGAUUAAUGUGGACAAGUUUUAUUUCCCUGUGGGCUUCAUUGUGCUAGACACAGAACUGGUUCAGAAUGUUGGGAUUCAAAUACCGGUGAUUUUAGGGCGACCCUUCUUAGCUAUGACUAAUGCCCUAAUAAGUUGUAGAACGGGGGUGAUGGAGAUCUCUUUCGGGAACAUGACACUAGAGCUGAAUAUCUUUGAUAUCAGCAAGCAGCCACUUGAAUAUGAUGAGGUCAAAGAUGUGUGCUUGAUUGAAGAGAUAAUUGAUGAGACUGUUAGUGAGUCAAGCAUGGAGGACCCCUUGGAAGCAUGCUUUGCUCAAUUUGGAUGUGAUUUGGACUUGGAUAAGUUACUUGAGCAAGCUGAUGCUAUUUUGGAGUCUGCCCUAGUGGUGAUCGAGCAGUGA